Molecule: messenger RNA, 3571 nt
Organism: Drosophila elegans
Lineage: Eukaryota; Metazoa; Arthropoda; Insecta; Diptera; Drosophilidae
Gene: mip120
Product: protein lin-54 homolog
Exons: 5
Coding region: 328-3258 (976 amino acids)
Biological process (GO): regulation of DNA-templated transcription
Cellular component (GO): nucleus
Source: RefSeq, a predicted model, not a curated record
UCAUAAAUGUAAUGGAAGUCCACUCGACGGCAAUUUAAAUUGAAUUUUGAAUUUGCUGUUGCAUUCAAUUGUAAAUACGCGCUGAUAAGGCCGCCAAAUGAAAGUGCAAAUAGCAGUGAUAUCGCGCCGCGCAUCCCACCGCAGUGACUAACAGCCUCUCGACCAAUUCGUUCGCCCGCGACGCCCUUUGAGUUGAACGCAUUCACAUUUCCGAGUGCAGAUUUUCUUUUUGUUUUGCAGGCAGUGACCGCGCACUGCUAUCAAAACAGAGACAAAGAUUAAUUGCUAGCUCUCCCGAAACCACAACAGACGCAGCAAGGACUAAGCAUGGACACCAGUGGCGGCAAUUUAGAUUCCCUGGACGACACGGAGCCGUUGCCCGAGUUGAGUUUUGAAGACUUUUUGGAGCCAACGUCGGACAAGAGCUCCCAACACAUGGAGAUCGAUGCCCUGGAUUCGGAUGUCGACGACGUCGACGAGGAUGAACCGGUCGAUCCGGCCAACGAUUCCCUCAACACGCCGCAGUUCAAAAGGAACGUGGUGCACAUAGUGGAGGACAAACGGUUGCCCACAUCGGGUGGAGCCGUCUUGAAGUCGCACGCCAUUAAAGUGGUCACUGCCGGAGCCAACUCUCCGGCCAAGCCGCAAAUUAAGGACCUCAAGAUCCUGAACAAUCUGAAACCGAUUACCAGCCAAACCCUCAAGAUCGGCAGCACCACAAUCGCCACCACAUCCACGCCGGGCACGGGCACGGGCACCAUCACCAAGACCCUGAGCAAUUUGACCCAGAUCAAGACGCAAGACGGCCGGGUAAUCUUCGUUCAGAAGACUGUGCCCGCCACACAGACGAAAGCCCCGGUAACCGGCUCACCAGGCGGAGGAAUACGCCGUCUCGUUGCGCCGGCAGCCAUCCAGAAGGCGGUCCUCGCCAAGGGCGUGGCUCUGGCGAACACGGGUCUGGUCAAGGCGGCGGUGCCGGGCAAAGCAGUCACCACCGGUACAACCGGUUCUUCCGGCUCCGGCUCCUCCACCGCCUCCGCAUCCACCUCCACGACCUUCACCAUCAAGGGCAUCACACCGCUGGCCGGAGGAAGCAGUGCGAAGGUUACAUCCCCCGUCACAUCGCCCACAUGCCAGACAGCGGUACAGCACACAAAAAUCCAGGUGGUGCGCACUGCCGAUGGCAAGAUCAUCAAAAUCAAUCAGGCUGGUUCCUCGCUGCUGCUGAAUGCCAAACAAUCAGCGGUUGGAACUUCGGCCACUCCGGGAACUUCGACUGUCAAACCAUCGCCCUCCACCGGUAGUGUGGUGCUGGGCAAAUCCGUGGGCCCGGUGCUGCUGAAGUCAGCAACACCUGUUAAGCAAGCCGCAACGGCGACGAGCACAAGCACAACUGCAACGCCAGGCAAAAUGUUGGUGCAGAGCGGUGGCAAGCAGAUCCUUGUGUCCAGCAAGAACAUCAUUAAACUGUCGCCGAAAGCGGGGGCCACCAGUGCGAUAACGAACACGGCUGGCGGACAGACCGCAUCGCCCACGAGCGAAUUGCACGCCAUUCAGCUGCCCGGCAAGGCAGGAGUGCAGUAUGUACGCGUACUGACCAACACCAAGAGUGCCGCCGCGGGAUCGAGUGCAAGCGUGGCCGUUCCAAAGACCAUGCCAACCCAGAAGAUCACUGUGGUGCGGACUCCAUCUGGCACAUCCGCGGCUACGAGCAAACUAGCCACAUCUUCUGCCACACCAGCCGUAACAGGUCCAGCCUCAGCAGCGCCGAAGGCAGCUCCUUCCAUGGGUAACACGAACAAGAUCGUAAUGCGGACAAUGGGCGGCAGCAUUGUGCCGCUUCCCUCCAUGCAGACGUUGGUCUCCAAGCGUGCGCUGGGCGCCAGCACCAACGCCUCCAAGCCAGCCAGUGUCAGCAACACAAACACCAGCAACAGCAGCAAUAGCGGCAACACCAGUGGCAACCAGGAGUCACCACGCAAGAGCCGGCUAACUGAUCUCAACCAGCAGCUGAAGCACUUGGCCUCCGCCAGCAGUGAUGCCAGCGACAGCAGCGAUGCGGGUCCGGAGGCCAAGAAGCCGCGAUACGUGAUCACCAUGCAGCAGCAGGGAACGCAGCAGACUACGCAGGCCAAUCAAAAGCUCAUCGGUCGGCAAACGAACGUGCAGCGUGUGGCGGUGGCGAGCAGCAGUCCCAGUUCCAGUGCGCCCAAGAAAAUCUACAACUUUGUAAAAUCGACGGGGACCAAUGGGGUCAAGUAUAUGAUCUGUAACUCGGGUGUGCCCCAAUCGUCGACCAGUGCCAUGCGGCGGGGCUACACUGGCUAUGUGGACAACAAGUUGCGGCGCACGCUGUCCAUUUCCUCGCAGCAGCAUCGCUUCAAGCAGUUGAAUCCGCAGCAGCAAACCAAGCACAUGCAACUGCAGGCUCAGGCCAAGCAAAGGAUAAGGCAGCAGCAGCUGCAAUCGGUAGCGAUCAAGGUGGAGCCAACGCUACCGGUACAGCCGCCCAUCCAGAAGCCCAUCGUUCCCGCCAAGCCGCUCUUCGACAUCCUGAAACCAGCGGCAGCCGGGACAGCGGCCACCGUCGAUGCUCUAGGCGGCAUGACCUCGCGACGGAAGCACUGCAACUGCAGCAAGUCGCAGUGUUUAAAGCUCUACUGCGACUGCUUCGCGAACGGGGAGUUCUGCCAGGACUGUAGCUGCAAGGAUUGCUUCAACAAUCUGGACUAUGAGGUGGAGCGCGAGCGAGCCAUUCGCAGUUGCCUCGAUCGCAAUCCAAGCGCCUUCAAGCCCAAAAUUACGGCUCCUAAUUCAGGGGACAUGCGAUUGCAUAACAAAGGCUGCAAUUGCAAAAGAUCGGGCUGCCUCAAGAAUUACUGCGAGUGUUACGAGGCAAAGAUUCCCUGCACAAGCAUAUGUAAAUGCGUGGGCUGUCGAAACAUGGAAGAUCGUCCGGAUGUGGACAUGGACUCUUUGGAUGGCUUGAUGGGAGCGAAGGGUGCAAAAGCGGACAAAACAAACGAUAAGCACACGCACGAAAACCGCGCCAAUUUGUAUUUGACGGACGAUGUCAUUGAGGCGACCAUCAUGUGCAUGAUAUCACGGAUUGUGAUGCAUGAGAAGCAAAACAUGCCCGUCGAGGACACGGAGCGCGAAGUGAUGGAGGAGCUGGGUGAAAGUCUGAACCAAAUCAUCACCUUUGCCAAGGACAAGCACGACAUCUCGCAGCUGGAUGAGUCCAAGGCGGCUUCUUAGUCACCCAAACUAGCGGUCACACAUGAAUUAGUUUUAAGUUCAAAGCGUUCUUGACAUUUCUCCCAACCCUCUUAAACCUAUUCUAAUUUUUGGCUUUCUAAAAGUUGACCUUAAAGUAAAGUGUACAAUUUUAAAAUAAUCUAAACACAAAAUGUAUAUACCAUACAUAGCAAAUUUCAGAUGUAAGAACAUUUUAAACUGAAGGGGAGCAAAUUGCCCCCUUUAUCGGAAUUUCAACUGAUUGUGUUAAAAACUUUUCUUUGAAGUGAAUGUAAAUAAUAUAGAGACUCAAUAAAGUUAAAUGUCCCUUAAA